This is a messenger RNA of Galleria mellonella (greater wax moth), 3790 nucleotides long. RefSeq names its product TBC1 domain family member 13. The record is from RefSeq and is a predicted model, not a curated record. The coding region runs from base 130 to 1284 and encodes 384 amino acids. Gene Ontology annotation, biological process: intracellular protein transport; activation of GTPase activity. Gene Ontology annotation, molecular function: GTPase activator activity. The transcript is spliced from 9 exons. NCBI's taxonomy places the organism in Eukaryota, Metazoa, Arthropoda, Insecta, Lepidoptera, Pyralidae.
ACAAUAAGUGAAUGUUCAGUGUAUCUGCCAUUCCUUUUUUAUAAUUUAGUUUCGUUGAUUGUUCUAAUAUUUAAGACUUGCACUUAUUUCUGAUGACAAAUAACACGGAACUGUAACAUAGAAAAAAAUAUGAGUUUACAUAAAGCAAGAAUCAAAGCAUUUGAAGAAAUACUUGAUCAAGAAGUAAUAGACAUUGUUCAACUAAGAAAACUUGCAUUUAAUGGCAUCCCGGAUGAUAAAGGGCUACGUUCUCUUGUGUGGAAAAUUUUACUACACUAUUUACCACAUGAGAAAAGUGCACGAGAUGCAACACUUGUCAAGAAGAGGCAACUUUACAAACAAUUUAUUGAUGAAAUUAUAGUAUCGCCAGGUGGUCCAAGUGACCACCCGCUGAACAUCAGUCCCGAUAGUUCAUGGAGUACUUACUUCAAAGAUAAUGAGGUGUUGCUGCAAAUCGAUAAAGAUGUCCGGAGAUUGUGCCCUGAUAUAUCAUUCUUUCAAUCUGCUACAGAAUUCCCUUGUCCAGAGAUCGUUAAUAGUAAUGGCGUUAAACGAUUACAUAAGCGGGUUGAACAAUCCGUAUUGAAAUACUCAACUUUGGAGCGAAGGGGACUUGGUGUUGCUAAGUUGAGCAACGAAAUCAAACGUUCAGACAGCAUGUCUAGCGGGGACUACGCGCCGUUGAACGAAGGCUGCGAAGCGCACUGGGAGGUCGUCGAGCGAAUGCUGUUCCUGUAUGCAAAACUAAACCCCGGCCAGGGUUAUGUACAGGGCAUGAAUGAAAUCAUCGGGCCGAUAUAUCACACAUUCGCCAUAGACUCUGAUAAAGAAUUCCGAAAGCAUGCAGAGGCAGACUGUUUCUUCUGCUUCACAAAUUUGAUGUCAGAGAUUCGUGAUUUCUUCAUACGCACUUUAGACGAAACUGAAAGCGGUAUCAAUUAUAUGAUGGGCAAACUGUGUGAAUGUGUCAAAAAAAACGAUACGGCCGUAUGGAAUCAGCUGGAAACUCAAGAGUUACGACCCCAAUAUUAUAGUUUCAGGUGGCUAACACUGCUGCUCUCUCAAGAAUUUUCACUGCCUGAUGUCGAGAGAAUUUGGGAUUCUUUGUUUGCUGAUAAUCAGCGUUUUAAUUUUCUCAUAUAUAUAUGCUGUGCCAUGAUUCUAUUAGUAAGGGAUAACUUGCUGAAUGGUGACUUUGCAUCAAAUGUCAAGUUACUCCAAAAUUUUCCACCGAUGGACGUGUCAUUAAUUCUCAAUAAAGCCGUAGAGAUAUCUAACAGAUAAUCUUACUAUACUCUUAAAAGAACACUGGGCAACAAAAUUUGAACUUUAUCGCGCCACACGAACUUCACUUAUAUUUUUUACUAUGAUGGGUGACUGUUAGUGAAAAUAUGUAAUUAAAAAAUUAUUGGCCAAGAAUUUUAUUUUAUAUAUAUAAUUUAAAUAUUUAAAAAAAAAUUGUGAUUCUGAUACAAAAAAAAAAGCAAAAACGUUCUAUUAUGAAAUUCGAAUUUAAGAUUUGCUGGCAUAUUUAGUUUCUGGUUGGUCCCUUUUUAUCGUCUAGCGGUAUUCGGCCAAACAUCCUUGGGUUCCAUUUGCCCUUAUAACGUUUUUCCAUCUCUGAAAUGUGCUAAUGGAACCUUUUUACUUGCUCAUCACUCACAGCACCUAAAAUCUCAAUAAAAAUAUCUAGAGCCUAAAGAACUAAUCUUGAGUGACAUGUUGCAACCUAAGGCUUGAUAAGCCAAUAACAGCUCACUAACAAACUUUCUGUAGUUGUCACUCUUAUGGUUACCUAGAAAAGAAUCUACUUUCUUAAAAUAUAUCCAUGCUCGCUUUUCCAGGCCAUUCAUUUUUUCUUCAAACACUGGAUCUAUUAUUAACUCCCUGAUUUGAGGUCUAACGAAAAUACCCUUUUAUUUGAUCUUCGCAUUACUUAUUCUAGGAAAUUUUUCUUUUAAUUUGCCCUUUAAAUAUAGCCCUGAUCUGAAUGAAUCUGAAGUCCAAGUAAUAGGGCAACAAUUUUGAAAUUCCCAGAUUUUAAAAGAAUAUGUACUAUAUUUGAGUUUUUCAAGUAAAAACCUUGUGUUUUUCUUGAAAUUAUUACCUUUUAUAUCUAUAAGAUAGAAAUAGCAAUCCGAAACGUGAUAUCUUGAUUCGAUCUAAAUCAUGGGUACCGCAAACGGAAUAUGGCGGCGACCUUUUUUCCAAUCGGUUAAAUUCUUAACACAAGUUAUGCAACAAAUAUGAGGGGCCCAAGGUUUAUCUUAUUGAACCACAAAGAAACCAAAACACUGGCAAUUACUCUCCAACACAAGUAUAGUAAAAUUUGGUCUUUGAUUUUUGAAAGUUAAUAUACCACAAAUAUAAAAAAAAUAAUUAGGAUCAUUAUUAUACUUUCUCGACAUAUUUACACAAUCUCAACAAUUACUUAUAGAUAAUGCUUACUAACACAUCACAAAAAAAUCUGAAGCCAGUCGAAACAAAACUACUGCAAUUUAUUAAUGGAUAGAUAGAUGGCUAAAACAGUAUUAGCUAUCAGAGUUCGUGUGGCAUGAUUAGUGUUGACCAGUGAAAUACAAAUACAUUUUGUAUUUUUAUCUACAUUUUGUAAUAAGAUUUUUAUGAAUUUGUAUAGAUUUUAUAUAGAAAUCUUUAUGUAUUUUAGUAUCUUAUACAAAUAUAAUCAUCUUUUGAAACUUUUAUCUCUAUGUAUAAGUUUAUAUAAAUUAUGAUUUUACGAAUUUAAUUAAUUUGAUAUAUGUGUAAAGAGCGUUCAUAUUUUAGCUUACCUACCUAAUGUAUUAUAACGCCAAUUUUCAAUAACAAUUUAACAUAUUUCAAUAUUUCUAAUUAAUUAUAUUUAAAAAGUGCUAUGAUAGUAAACUUAAACUAUAAUCAUAGAAUACGUGUCAAAUAAAACUACGGCCAAAUAUUACAUCUUUAUUUCAAAAUUUCAAAUACUUUAUUGCCACCAAAAUCCAAAUAUUCAUUGACAGUUUAAUAAGAAUAUUAUUGCUUGUUUGACGUGUUAGUUCGUUUUAUACUUGAAUAAGCUAAAAUACAAACGCUCUUAAAUAAAAUAUAUGUAUAUUCUAAUUUUAAUUAAAUAUUAACGAUAAAUUUCUCAAUGAUUAGACGUUUACGCGAUCAUUAUUAGUUGUAUGCCAUUAUUUAGUUUCGAAAUAAAUCUGAAUGUUAAUUUUAAAGUCUCGCAUUGUUUACACAUAUUUUAAAUACAUUAUCAGGACUUAACGCGAUAAAACCUUUUCAGGCAAAUAGUACUUACAUACCGUCUUUAUUGCCAACGUUUUUUUACCUGCAAAGGUUUUUCAUCGCGUUAAGUCCCGAUAGUGUAUAUAAAAAUCUAAAUGUGUUCUUUAUAUUCGAAUUUAAAGUCUGACUUUAGGGCAUUCCUUUAUGAUUUUCAAAAAUAUUGUAUAAUAUAAAUGGCCUAGUAUAUAGAAGUGUUAACUCCCAUAAUACGCAAUUCAAUUAUUGUUAAUUAAUCAUAAAUAAGUGUUGCGUGAAGCAGUAUCUAAAAUAUAUAAUUAAAAUGUACAAACUUGCACAUGUAUGAAAAGCAGUUAUUAAGUUCUUUGUUUAAUAAUAUCUUAGUAUAUACAAAUCCCAUGCCACGGUGUAUAUUCACUCUGAAAUCGUUGAACGAUUAUAAUCAAAUAUUGUAAAUGUGUAUAAUUUUCUUUUUCAGCUUGAGGGAUUGUAUAUUUUUUAACUGAAUGUGGCGGUAAAAUAUUUGCCGGAUUAGCUAAUAUAUAUGUAUUAAUUA